This is a messenger RNA of Coccomyxa subellipsoidea C-169, 2211 nucleotides long. RefSeq lists its product as hypothetical. The record is from RefSeq and is a predicted model, not a curated record. Bases 1 to 2211 code for a protein of 736 amino acids. NCBI's taxonomy places the organism in Eukaryota, Viridiplantae, Chlorophyta, Trebouxiophyceae, Coccomyxaceae. The transcript is spliced from 9 exons.
AUGGCACGGCAUCUGGGAGUGGCGAUCCUUUUUCUCAUCAUCACAAGCCUUGCAGGCAUCGCCUCUGCAGACUGGCGCUGCCAGGCACCUGCCCCCGGGCUGCAGCCCAUCUGCCCUGCUGGCGACUGCAAUGUGGCACAUGCAAACUACCAGGGUGAUAUUGUGGAGCUGGAUGUCAACAGCCGGCAGAACGGGGGCCCCACAGUGUGCAAUGUGUGGACGUUCUGCAACCCAGAGACUGGGGACGGCUGCGAUGACACUUGCGACCCUGCCCAAUACAAUUUCAACCCCUCCAACCCUACAGACCCCAACAAAUUCGGCCGUAACGGGGGCUGCGCCGCAAACAACCAGUGGCCCAAGUUCACAUGCGCGCUGAAGCGUGUGAAGAGCCCCAACCGGCCGGAGGUGUUCCCUCCGGUCGGCCCACAAGAAGUCUGGACCUCCGGUGCCAUCACCGCCACGUCAUCGCGCACAGUCCCCACCCGGCCGCCGCCCGUGCCAGUGAAUGCGCCGUCGCCCACUCCGACCCCCACACCGACCGCGACCCCAAGCCCCGCCCCGGUGCAAUCGCCUGCACCGGCUCCAACCCCUGCGCCAACAGAGACUCCCACUCCCACUCCAACCCCUGCAGCUGCCGCCGCCGUGGCCGCCGCAACCACGCCGAGCCCGGCACCCGCGCAGACCCCCACGCCCACGCCGGCUCCGCCGGCGCAGGCGCCGUCGGGGCCAGUGGCCGGCGCGAUCCCGCUCCCGGUCGGCGGCGGCAGCCGCGCGGCCGCCGCGCCGGUGCCGGCCCCGGCCGCCGCUGCAGCCGCGGCCGUCCCCGUCCCGGCGCCCACAGCCGUGGAGCCGCCGAGCGCUGCUGGCGGCGCGGUGUCGUCCUUCAGCCUGCCUCCCGCUCAACCGCCGGUGGAGCCGCCUCAGCCAGCGACCUUGGCGCCAGUCCCAGCUCCGGUAGAGCUUCCGGCUGCUGCUAUUGUCCCGCCACCCGUAGCAGCACCGGCCCCGGCUCCGCUGGCCGCGCCCCCUACAAUGCUUGCUCCCGCCCCGGCCCCGGAGAGCGCAGUGGCGGCGCUACCAGUCACCUCCACGCAAACAGCACCAGCUCCCGCACCGGUCGUGGCCGCAGCGCCGGUGGCUGCCCCGGCACAAGCCCCGGCAGCAGCGGUUCUCCCAGUCGCUGCAUCCGUCCAGCCGCCUGCACCGGCGCCGGUCGUGGCGCUAUCCCCACCCGUUCCCGCGCCGGCCCCCGCGCCGAUCGUGGCGCUGUCCCCGCCCGUUCCCGCGCCGGCCCCCGCGCCGGCCACUGGCUUCCCGGGCGCGGCAGCGGCAGGUGCCGCUGCAGCCGCCGUGCUGCCAGCCGCCGCGCUCGCGGCGCGGUCAGGCGUGGCAGCUCCGGCGCCGGCUCCAGCCGCAGUCGCCCUGCCGAGCGUGUCUGCGCCCGCGCCGGUCCCGGCGGCUUCGGUGACGAGCGCGCCGGCGGCGGCACCGGCCGCUGCGCAGCCCCGGCCGCUUCUGACCGGCCCGGUCGCAACUAACAUCGUGCGGGCGCCCGCAGCAGCGCCUGCGGUGGCCCCGGCUCUGCCCCCGGCCGCGGCCGCCAUCUCGGCCGGCGAGGCACCCAUGGCGCGCGCCCCGGCACCCGCGCCGGUGCAGGCCAUGCGCCCUGCAGUGCUGCCUGUGCCUGUGACGCUGCCCGCACGCCUCGCCCCUGCGCCAGCACCCGCCGUGAGCGCAGCGCUUGCGCCCUCCCUGCCUCUGGCCAGUGUAUCUGCGGCACCUGCGCCUGCGCCGAUUGUAGCGUUACCCCCGGUGGUAGCAACGGCCCCUGCAGCGAGCUUGAUCGGCCCCGUCGGUGCGCCUGUUUUGGCCGCAGCCGCUCCCAGCAGCUUCCCGCCGGCCGCCGCGCCGGCUGUUGCGCCGGCUGCCGCGCCGGCCCCGGCAGCUUCCCUGCCGGUGUCCAGCUACUCGCUGGCUCCCGGCAGCGCGCCGGCUCCGGAGGCGUUCCCUGCCUCGGCCUCUGAGGCUCCGAGGAGGUCUUAUGGCAGUGCCUACCAGGGAGCGUCUGCCCCUACUGCCGCGCCGGUGCUCGCCCCGUCGCUCUUGCCGAGCCGAUCGGCAGCAAACUUUGCAAACAGGUUCGGGGCGCCUGCAGUGCCCGUUCUUCAGGCGACAGCUCCAGUCUCAAACGGCCUGCAGAACCAGCCCUGA